This is a messenger RNA of Petromyzon marinus (sea lamprey), 5881 nucleotides long. RefSeq names its product potassium two pore domain channel subfamily K member 9 (gene KCNK9). Gene Ontology annotation, biological process: potassium ion transmembrane transport; stabilization of membrane potential. Gene Ontology annotation, molecular function: potassium ion leak channel activity; outward rectifier potassium channel activity. The record is from RefSeq and is a predicted model, not a curated record. NCBI's taxonomy places the organism in Eukaryota, Metazoa, Chordata, Hyperoartia, Petromyzontiformes, Petromyzontidae. Gene Ontology annotation, cellular component: plasma membrane.
GUGUUGUCCCAUUGUCGGAGACCGCACGUCAGGGGCCGCACUAAAUGCCACCAGGGGCCGCCAGUGGCCCCUGGCAAUGAAGAACCCUGAGUUAGACGAUGAGAGAGCAGCAGUAUGUACAUGUAUACAUAUCCACUGCAGUAUACAGUCGGUGCAUCUCAUUGAGCACCUGGGGAGGAUGGUUUAUUUGAGAGUCGCCCUUCCACAGAGUUGGUGUCUCCGUGAGAGCAUCACACCGGUCCGUUGCGCACAGUUGCACAUCGAAGAAGGGAGUGGGAACUCAGCCGAGAUGAGAGACUGCGUCCCGUGGACUCUCACCUCCACAUUGGCUCUCUCGCCGAUCGCUCCCACAGGUGUCGCUCGGUCCCACGCCUUGGUAGAUCGUGUCCAGCAGACGCAGAUCCGUGUCGGCGUCUUGUCCUAGGACUCCCGAACGGCUGAAAUGAAGCGUAUCCCACACCUCCGAUUAGCACGGUUGGCUCUGUACGUUGCGAAAGAAGUGCAACGUACCUGUAUACUGUGUAUGUCAUCCUUCUGUGUAUUUCAAAUUGGUGUGGUUCUAUCCUACCCUCGGUGUGAGUGUACUUCAGUGAGGUGACGUGCAGUCUAACUAAAGCCUUUUCAGUCCUCUUCUGGAAAAAUUGCCUUUGGGAAUCUGUGCCCUCGUCUUGCAUAAAAACGUGCAUCCCGUUCCAUUCACUGGACCAGGUGGCGUCUAUUCAGUAGGCCACGUGGCUUCCAUUCAGUGGGCCACGUGGCGUUCCCUAAUAUUUCAAGCCUCACUCUCCUUGUCUAAGCGCCUCCCCAUGUGGUAAGUACUCUCCACGCAUAGGACUAACUCUCCCCGCUUAACGCUCCCCCAAAACACAGCAAAAUACAAUGAUAAUUCUACUUCCCACCCAGUCAAAUUCUACACGCCGUUCGGGGAAGAAACGUCUCACCUUUGUUCCCACGUGUGCCACUGGACGGGAGGUCAAAGGCAUCAUCAUCAGGCACGUCACACUGGGUGUUUUUUUUGUAGUCGAGGGAGGCGUGGGGGGGGUCCCACCUUCAGGAGGUAGGAUGUGCGGGCGGCUUUAGUUGUCAAUCGACCAUGAAAAAGUAGUCGAUUGCAAUUAUCAGUUGAUCAGUCAGCCCAAUCAACCCAUUGCCCCAGCACUACAUUGUUGCGUAUCCCCUUGGCUCGAGGGAUCUCUGUUUUUGACCCCAACUUGAGCCCCCUAUCAAUUGCUUUGUGGAUACAAGCGAGCACCCCAUAAAAUGUGCACGCGCGUGUGUAUGUGUGUGUGCACAUGUAAAAUAACCCGUGCAGACGCCAGUCUUUACCCACACGUUAAUUUAUUUUCAUUGGCAUUGUUCAAAGUCGUUAAUACAGCUGUGCUCACAAUGACAGGCAUCAGGUGCUCACUGCAGCUUUACGCAAAUGUUGUUGUUGUUGUUUUCGGCCUGUAACUCCAUCCCACACUGCCGUGUGCAAGGCCUCCCUCAAUUUCCUUCCGUUCCUUUCAUUAAAAACUCAACAUUCGUCCAUAACACCGCCUCAAAACGAAGGAAAAACAUUAAAUAAACGUCAGCGCUAACAAUGUCUACAACUCUCCCGAUUAUAACUGCUUUUCACGCAUGUUUUGAGGUUGUGUUUUUUGUUGUUGUACUUGGGCACCACUGCCAACGCAGCAACAGCAACAACAUCAGAGCGUUCCCUUUCCUGAGCUACUCCAUAACCGGUCGUGGCCUCCGCUGCUGCGCUCUCACUCCUGCCGUCUCCUCCGCUUCGCUUCCCUCCUCUGGGUCUCCACCACUCUGUGAGUUCACUUGUGCGCAACUCUAACGCACGUGCGCCCCACUCAGCGAUACGACGAACAACGGUGCCCCCGGGGCACAAGGCGAAAGGCUGUAAUUUGAUGAGUGCCGAGAGCUAUCAUUAUUAGAUCGUUACCGUGACCGUUUUCACAAUGUGACGCGGAAUGGCCGGGUGUGCGUUGGCGUUAGAUUUUGACGGCAGUGUUCGAGUCCACACUCCGAGCGUUUGCUUUCGUAUUUCACGACUCCCAUCGGUGACGCAUGCACCCUGUUCUGUUCACCCACCCAGGGCUCCCACGGUCAACCCAUAGUCGCCUAACUCGUGUUCAACUCGGGCCACUGUCGCAUGAAAGAUAGGUCAUCGCUGCCCGACAGGCAAAGUUGCAGCGAACACACGCAAAAAACACCUUCGAAUUGCACGGUUGGCUACGUACGGUGCGAAAGAAGUUCAACAUACAUACGACACACAUUAAUUCAUUACUGCCAGAGGGGUGGGUGGUGGUGGGGGGGAAAUAUGAGAGAGAGAAACACACAAGGUCGCGUCUUUUUUAAUUGACACACGGCGCGAUUGAGAGUGUGAUAGAGAGAGAGGGGGAGCAUAGCAAAUAAAAAGACGAUGCCAAUAACAAAUCAUGAGCAGGUGUUGCGUGUCUCUUGAGCGGUUGGGGUCUGGGCACUAGACACGUUUUUUUUUCAUCUUGGCGGCGCUAUUGGAAGCAGCGCGCCGCCUCUGCUGCCUCUGCUGCCGUUAGCACCGUGGACAGCUCCCGGCUGCCCGUCCCGCCUUAAGCUCGACCCAGCAGCAGCAGCCACGGCGGUGGCGGCGUCGGUGGCGGUGGUGGCGGUGGCGGCGGUGGUGGUGGCGGCUGGCAGGCGGGGGGAGAGCGGGGGAGGAGGCAGUCAUUUUGUUUCAUCCAACUUUCCUUCCUUCUCCACCACUCGUUCUUCAUGAUUUUUAUAUUCUCUUUCAGAAUCCUAGUUUUUUUCUUUGAAAAGCCACUGCGCUUCUCGAACGCGUCAAGGUUAAUAAUAGCUCGUUCGCUGUGUACGUCCCAGUGCAAUUACAUACAGCACGCUGCGCUUCUAUUUUUAAACAUCGCGCCGAGCCUAGGAGCGUUCGCCAGAUUUUUUUUAUAUUGUUGCUCUUGCCGAGUGCUGCCGAGCCAGAGCCUCCACCCCCACCUCGCCCCCCUCACGCGACCCCACCCCCCCGCCACACCAUCACAAGUUGACGGUUCUCCCCGCGCCGAUGCCGCCGAGUCGCGCCGGCGACGGCGGCGCCCGGCGCUCGCAGCGAUGGUGACGACCCGACUUCGCCCAUGGCUCUAAACCGGGAGAACUGCCUCGAUCGCAUUCUGCGAUACCUCGGCUUGCGGCUACCGGGGUCGCGUCGCUCCAGCAGCCUCCUGUGCCUCUCGGGCCGCUCCGAGGACCGCCUCGACCAGGAAGGGAACCACCACCACCACCACCGCCGCCAGCAGCAGCAGCACCGCCACCAUGAAGCGCACCGAGUCUCGCAGCCAGGGCACGGCGGCGGCGGCGAGGGUCGGGACGCGCACCCCUGGGCGAACCGCGUGCGGGACGCGCUGAGCGGAGAUGCGAUGUGGAUGCGGCACGUCGCGGAGGCGAUGCAGAGUCAGAACGCGCGCACCGUCACUCUGAUCGCGGUCACGUUCGCCUAUCUGCUGCUCGGCGCCCUGGUGUUCGAGGCGUUCGAGUCCAAGAACGAGGUGGAGGAGAGCGGCAAGCUGCAGGGCAGGGAGGACGCGCUGAGAAAGAAGUACAACAUCAGCAAAGACGACUACCGCGACAUGGAGAGGCUCGUGAUCGAGUCCAAGCCGCACAAGGCUGGGGAGCAGUGGAGAUUCUCGGGCUCGUUUUACUUUGCCAUCACGGUCAUCACGACCAUCGGCUACGGACACUCGGCGCCCAACACGAACAAGGGCAAGGUGUUCUGCAUGUGCUACGCGCUCCUGGGCAUCCCGCUCACGCUCGUCAUGUUCCAGAGCCUCGGCGAGCGCAUGAACACCUACGUGAAGCGCCUGCUGCGGAGGCUCAAGAAGUGCGCGGGCCUCAAGAACACCGAGGUGUCGACGCGCAACAUGGUCACCGUGGGGCUGCUGUCGUGCGCCGGCACCCUCUGCAUCGGCGCCGCCGCCUUCUGCCACCUGGAGAACUGGCUCUUCUUCGACGCCUUCUACUUCUGCUUCAUCACGCUCACCACCAUCGGCCUGGGCGACUUCGUGGCGCUGCAGAAGGACAACGCGCUCCAGGACGACCACCUGUACGUGGCCUUCAGCUUCAUGUACAUCCUCGUGGGGCUCACGGUCAUCGGCGCCUUCCUCAACCUCGUGGUGCUGCGAUACCUGACGGUGAGCGGCGAGGACGAGGAGGUGGCGGUCUCGGGCGGCGAGGAGAGGGAGUCUCUGCGGCCGGGCAAGGGGGGCGUCCUCCUGCGCCUGCACGGAGGGUCCACGGACAGCCCCGACCUGCAGUCCGUGUGCUCGUGCAUCUGCUACGGACACCGCGAACGACAACAACAACAACAGCAGCACGAGCAGCAGCAGCAGCAGCCUCGGCCGCGCUUUUUAGACGGUUGUCGCUCCAAGGCGGACGCGAGCGGCGGCCUCGUGUGCGGCUCGCUGUCCUACCAGCUGGAGGAGAUCUCCCCGAGCAAGCUGACCGGCAGGCUCCACUCGUCGGGACUCAGCUCCGCGUCGGGACUGCACAGCUCGUGGCGGGACAGUGGGAGGUUUUCCCGCAGGAGCUCCAUGUAGUGCCCCCCACACACACACACCUCUUACACGUGCCAUCGACAACGAGCAAUGGUCGUGCCUCCCUGAUCUCGUCUGUACUGGACGGAAGGUGGACACCGCUCACUGGUCGGCGAGCGCCGUUUCGCCAGUCACUCGUGUCGAGGGAGGCAACGCGGUGCGCAGGAAGCUUUCGUUAAAUGCCACCGGGACGGUGUCUUUCGGUGCUUGGACCCGCGAGGAGGAAUAAUGCGCGGCCGAGCAGGAGGUCGCGUCGAGGCGGUUCAGGCAGAUGCGAGGUCGCGACCCGCAUUGGGGAUCCGCAACAUCAAGGCAACGCGCCUACCGUGAACAUGGGGACGCAACCGCGGUGCUAAUGGUGAGCCCACCCGAACUUGCGAUCCCAGAGAUCGCCGGGUCGAUCUCCCCGGGUAGAAACAACGACGCAGGUUGAGUAAACCUCCUCCACCUCUGUCGCACGUGCACGUCAUAUAAACAAUGGGAGUGCCGGCAAGCGAGUGAAUGGUUCAGGGCGCGCGUGGAGGGGUAAAGUGUGGGCAACUCCCACGUCUUCCCAAACACCUGGCCGGCAAUGAAGGGCAGGUCGAGUGGGAGGGGGGGGGGUACCUUCCGCCAGCAAUGGCGUGAACGAGGAAUUGCAGGGCUGCGCCAUUAAUUUCACACCUCCCACGCCAGCAAUGGCGUGAACGAGGAAUUGCAGGGCUGCGCCUUUAACUUCACACCUCCCAUUAGAGACACUGCAGAGAGCGGUUCGAGAGUCAGGGACAUCUCUAGCCGAAGCUUCACUGUUAGAAGUCUAAGUCAUCGUUUUUUUUUUGCUGAAAAAAAAACGUGGCACCAUUCUGGCAUCAAAAUUUGCCACUGAAAGCGCCAUCGCAUUAAUACUCAACUAUAAAAAGAUAUAUAUCUAUCCACUGCCAGAUGAAGGCCUCCACACGCCGUGCCGGUCACGGGAAUUGUUUGGCCAUACUUCACCACGUUUGUCAGUGGGAGUCAGUCAAAUGAGAGGGAGGGUGCAGGUCCAGUUGAGAUGUCACAGGCCAACUGAUGUUAGCUGUGGCCGGGAAUGGAACUCAAGGGGGGGCGGGCAGAUUCGUAGCGCACUGUGCUAACCAUUGCACCACCGCUCCACCCCCACCACGUUGUUGUAAAGGGAUGGGUGCUGUGAGGGGGGUGAAUGACAUUCGCUGUCAUUUGUGUAGCGAAGCAGGCGUCUCAACCCACAAUCUUCCUGCUGCCCCAUUCUACAGCUCAAUUGUUCCGUGCUUACCAAUAAUUUCCGCUCUAAUGUAAAAUACAAUUAAUCU